CGAGACCAACACCACCUCCACCGUUACUCAGACCUGACUCAUGUGGGGUCAAUAUGACCACGAGAUGUAUCCAGAUGGCCCAGCCUUGGAAAUCCUGCGAUGAUGUCCGUUCUCCACCUGCGAUCUCACCUUCCAAGCUCCACCGCUACAGACACUCGGCAAAGCGAGGCCUCCCCGACAUGCCGAAAAGCGACAACAACGCAGUCUUGAGAGCACUGGCUCUUCUCAGUCAUGGCUUAUCAAGAUGACCGGCACUCCAGUUCCGUUCUUGGUUUCGUCAUAUUCUCCGUAUUCCAAAGGACGCAAUUUUUGGCCUCGGGGGGAAUAAUUCGUUUGUGACCCCACAGGCAAAUAAUGGAUCUGGAGAACGGAGUAUAUAUGGGGAUGAUGACUCCCUCCUGGGAUGUCUAUCUUACGAUCGAGGAUUAGUUACUUUGGUUCGAAAAGUCUAGUCUUUACCCUUUAUUCUAUACGGUCAUCAUGGCUCCUUCAACAAGCACGCUGUCAGACCCCCAGGAAUAUCAGAAGAUCUUCCACUGGGCAGAAACACAAAAGGAUGGCACCAUUCCGUCCUUUAACACGAGACGGAAUGAUCCUUAUGAGUAUCAAGCCGGCUUUGGCAAUUCAUUUGUCUCCGAGGCUGUUCCAGGCACCAUUCCACAGGGUCAAAACAGUCCUCGCAAUGUCCGAUUUGGCUUGUAUGCGGAGCAGAUCACUGCAACCGCUUUCAUUGCUCCUAGACAUUCUAACAAGAAGGCAUGGUUGUACCGUGCUCGUCCGGCUGUCGCUCACCAGGGAUUUACCAACCUUCCCGACAAUGGAGACACCGAGUCCAACUUCAUGCCCCUGAACCCCCGAGUCCAUGUCUCUCCGACGCAGCUGGCAUGGCACCCGUUCGACAUCCCCACCGAGGGUGAGGUCGACUUUGUCUCUGGCCUCAAGACCGUGGCUGGAUCAGGAGAGCCAACCUUCCGAGAGGGCCUGGCCACUCACGUCUAUACCGCUAAUACUAGCAUGACCAAGAAAGCCUUUGUGAACUCUGAUGGAGAGUUCCUUAUUGUUCCCCAGCAGGGUGCUUUGGACAUUCAGACCGAGUUCGGACCAAUCUUUGUUCAGCCCGGUGAGAUUGUUAUCAUCCAGCGUGGCCUUCGCUUCCGCGUCGAACUGCCCGAUGGUCCUUCUCGUGGUUAUAUCCUUGAGGUUUGGGGUACUCAUUUUGAGCUCCCCGAGCUGGGGCCUUUGGGUGCUAACGGUCUGGCCAACUCUCGGGACUUCUUGACUCCUGUUGCCCAAUAUGAGAUUACCCAGGAGCCGUGGGAGAUUAUCUACAAGCUUGGUGGCAAGUUUUUCCGUAGCACACAGAACCACAGUCCUUUCGAUGUGGUUGCCUGGCACGGUAACUAUGUACCAUACAAAUACGACCUGACCAAGUUCGUCAAUGUUGGCUCCAUCUCCGUCGACCACAUCGAUCCCUCCAUCUUUUGUGUGCUCACGGCCAAGUCCCGCGACCUCAAUGCACCUCUGGCCGAUUUCCUUAUUUUCUCUCCCAGAUGGGAUGUUGCUUCGCACACCUACCGACCACCAUACUACCACCGCAAUGCUGCAUCAGAGUUGAUGGGUUUGAUCUACGGAGGCUACGGUGGACGCUCCGAUGCCUUCCAGCCGGGCAGUGUCUCUUUUGAAUGUGGAAUGGUUCCCCACGGUGUCGCCUAUGAAGAGUUCAAGGCAGCCACAGAAAACGAGCCGCCUGUGUCGCGCAUCUCGGAAGCAUCAGUCGCUUUCAUGUUCGAGUCCAGUCGCCCAUUCACCAUCACUGAGUAUGCAUGGAACAGCAACAAGAAGCACGAGCAUGAGCCGAAGAUGUGGGAUAACCUUGUGGACAAUUUCUCGAGCCACGCUAAGGAGGUGGAGGAGAUCCUAGCGAAGAAGGCCCAGGGAUAUCGCAUCUAGGAUGAUCAAUUUCUGGUUGAUUACUUCUGUUUAUUUAGCGUUGCUCUUCUGCAUAACAUUGUAUUGUAAAUAGUUGAUAUCAAACGAGUAUUGUCUUUGAGUAUGAGCAAGCCAUAAGUCUAUUGCGGGCUAUAACUUAUAAGCAGC
Messenger RNA from Aspergillus wentii DTO 134E9, 2097 nucleotides. RefSeq names its product putative homogentisate 1,2-dioxygenase. Gene Ontology annotation, biological process: L-phenylalanine catabolic process. Gene Ontology annotation, cellular component: cytoplasm. Gene Ontology annotation, molecular function: homogentisate 1,2-dioxygenase activity. Lineage: Eukaryota; Fungi; Ascomycota; Eurotiomycetes; Eurotiales; Aspergillaceae. Bases 481 to 1950 code for a protein of 489 amino acids. The transcript is spliced from 7 exons. The record is from RefSeq and is a predicted model, not a curated record.